Molecule: messenger RNA, 3965 nt
Organism: Carassius auratus (goldfish)
Lineage: Eukaryota; Metazoa; Chordata; Actinopteri; Cypriniformes; Cyprinidae
Gene: gid4
Product: GID complex subunit 4 homolog
Exons: 6
Coding region: 194-847 (217 amino acids)
Biological process (GO): proteasome-mediated ubiquitin-dependent protein catabolic process; negative regulation of gluconeogenesis; protein catabolic process in the vacuole
Cellular component (GO): GID complex
Source: RefSeq, a predicted model, not a curated record
CACGCUGGGUCACAUGACUCGCCGUUGAGCGCCCUCAUUCUGCUGUGAAGGGACGUAACCUCGGGUCCUGCGGGAGAAACUCCGAAACUUACGAAUCGCGCUGUCAGUGUCGCGUUUUCUCCCGUUCCAGCGCGUCAGAUAAGCGCCGCUCGGCCGCUUGAGCUCGGGGAGAGCCCCGCGGAAGCGAUCGAUCAUGCCGGUCCGUACCGCCUGCUGUCAGGGUUCGCCGCUGGCCUGCUUGGCCUCGGCCUCUCUCGUUCCGCCCCCGCCGAUAAACACCCAGCAGCCCGGCGUCCACACCUCUCUGCUCUACAGCGGCUCCCAGUUCCGCGGCUACCAGAAGAGCAAAGGGAACUCCUAUGAUGUCGAGGUAGUUCUGCAGCAUGUGACCAUGGAGGACUCAUACCUGUGUGGAUACCUCAAGAUCAAAGGUUUGACAGAGGAAUAUCCCACGCUUACUACAUUCUUCGCUGGGGAGAUCAUAAGCAAGAAACGGCCUUUUUUAACCAGGAAAUGGGACGCGGACGAGGAUGUCGACCGAAAACACUGGGGGAAGUUUCAAGCAUUUUAUCAGUAUGCAAAAAGCUUUAAUUCGGAUGACUUCGACUAUGAAGAACUACAGAACAGCGACUACGUCUUCAUGCGGUGGAAGGAACAGUUCCUAGUUCCAGAUCACACAAUCAAAGACAUCAGCGGUGCUUCCUUCGCCGGCUUCUACUACAUCUGUUUCCAGAAGUCUACAGCCACCAUAGAGGGCUACUACUACCACAGAAGCUCAGAAUGGUAUCAGUCUUUGAACCUCACACACGUCCCUGAACACAGCGCACCCAUCUACGAGUUCCGGUGACGCUGAAGUCCUGGAGGUGAAUCUACAGCGGACAGAGGAAGUGAUAGGAGAGAACGAGAGGAACUGUCUAAUGAUCACGCCCAGGACUCGGCUGUCCUCUCCGCUCAGUGAAAGAAUAACUGGAGGAAUGAGGGAGGAAGGAACUCUUUCAGGAGACUCUCUACACGAGCCGAGCGAGCGAGCGAGUGGGAUUCGGGGAUUCGCAGCAGUGUUAGCGUUUUGUUUUUCCUUUUAUGUUUCUAUGUUUUUAACGCAUCUGUUUUCCGAUCAUCCUAGAAAACUAUUUUCGUUGCCCUGCCUGGAUGGAAGAGCCAAUGGGGAUAUUUUUCUCUUUUUUUUUUCGCCUUGUAAUUUGAUAAAAGAGCAUGGCCGAUCUAGAAGUUUUGAAAUCUGUUUUAAUUUAUUUUUAAUCGUUCUGUUUGAAAAGACUGUGAGUGGGACACUGUAUGCAGACACUGGGACUUCUGUUGAAGACGUAUUAAAGAUACAGUGUGCGAUAUGAUGGAUAUGGAGAGUUGCUAUUGUCUGCGGCUUGCUUGGCCCCCAGACACUGUUUUUUUUUUAUUAACGUAAGGUGUAUCAUCAAAAGUCACAUAUAUAGCAGCUGGGUCCUUUGCGUCUACGUGUGAUAUAUUUUUUAUUAUGAGAUGGAGUCAGGUGUUUUGGAAAGAGUUAUAUAUAUAUAUAUUAUCCCAUGGGGGUAAAGCUAUUUGUAAAGCUGCUUUGGAUGAAACAUUUCUUUCUGAGUUUGGGGAAAAAAACUAAAUCUGUGGGUAGUUUUACGCUCCUUGUUUUGCUAUGCAACCUGAAAAAUCUCAGCUUAUAAGAAUCUCAAGUAUAUGGAAGCCUGUUUCCACCACGCAAUGUGAACAUGAAGGCAAAUUGACUUCUUGUUUUAUUUAUUAUGCAAUUCUUAAUUUAUUUCAGGCAAAUCUGAGUGUAUAUCUUGGAAUUUUUAGUUAAAGCUGCAGUCUGUAACUUUUGGCGCUCUAGCGGUUAAUAAACAGAACUGCGUGAGUCUUGCUGAAGAACAUUGUAGCUGGAGUUACUUCUCUCUGUUUAUGUCUGAGGCGAAUCACGCAGGUACUGGGCUACUACCCAAACCAGUCUUAAUAGUCCGAAUAUAAACACUUAUUAUAGGUGUACCGUAGUGAUUCAAGACGAGCCAAAAACAUGGUUUGGAAAAUGAAUUCUUGGUUUACUCGCUUAUUAUAUAAAUUUUGAACACAAAAAAAGUCACGGACUGCAGCUUAAACAUCUCACAAUUCAGACUUUUAUCUUGCGAUUCUUAUUUUAUUUUUUUAUUUUUUUCCAGAUUUAAAAUCUUGCCAUUCAAAUUUUUGUCCUUGGAAAUUCAAGUUUAUAUCCCCUCGAAUUUUUACCUCAGAAUUUCAGGAAAGAAAAAGUCUGGAUUUUUUUCUUGGAAUUCUAAGCCUGUAUUUCGCACUUCUUGACAAUCUUUCAAAUGACCUUUUUGAAUUUUGGAAGUUUAUAUCUCGCAAUUUUGACAUUUCCAGUCCUGUAUCUUACAAUUGUGACUUUUAUUUGUCAUUUUUUUCUUGGAAUUCAGAGUUAACGUUAACAUCUUGCAAUUAGGUUUCUUUCCUUGUAAAUUCAAUAUUAUAUCAUACAGCUUUGACUUUUUCCUCAGAAUUUAAAAUUUAUUUCUCAGAAUUUCAGGAAAGUAAAAAGUAAUUUUUUUUUUCCAUCUCGCAAUUCUGAUUUAUUUUUGUCCCAGAUUUUGGAGUUUAUAUCUUGCAGUUUUGACUUUAUCUCGGAACUCAAAGUUAACAUCUUGCAAUUCAAAUUUUUUUCCUCAGAAUUUCACAUUUAUAUCUCAAAAUUCCAGAAUUUCUUCUUGGAAUUCCGAGUGUGUAUCUCGCAAGUCUGAUUUUUUUUUUUUUUUUUUUUUCAUUGAAUGUUAAAUUUACAUCUUGCAAUUCUACAUUUGUUUCCCGGAAAUCUAAAUUAACAUCUCAUAAUUUUGACUUUUUCUUUGAGUUAAUAAAAAGUUUGAACUGAGAGAAAUAAAGUCAGAGUUGUUAAAAAAAUUCACAAUUAACUUUAUUAUUAUUAUUCUGAGGUGGAACCAGGCUUCCUUACAAGUCUCUUUAGGUUUGAGAAUAAUAACUUCUCACUUGUUCACUUUAAUAUUGACAGCUCAGAGAGUAUUGAGUGGUAUUGGCACCAAUGUCACGCGGCGUGUCGGAACGCAAGAAGCGUAUCGUGACUUUCAGACUUUGCCGAAGAUGUCAUGAUGAAUAAGCAAAUGUUUAUAUUGGAGGGCUCAGGAAGACUUUUCAAAGAAAACAGUCCAGAUGGUGGACAACACUGUUAAUUUAAAACUACCCAUCAGCCUCGAGGCGCAAUUUUUGUCUGAUGUUUCAGCAGCUACGGCGGUGCUGAAAUAUUCGGAGACUCAUUUAUGAUACAAAACCCAGAUGCGUCCAAUUAAGCUUUAGUCAAACCCUUUGCCUUAAAAGUCAAAGAUUUGUCUUUAAACCACUUUUAUAAUCAUUAGUUUUAAGCUCUGUACAGAAAGAAUGUGAGAGUUACGAAAAAGCGUUUGAGAUGAAAGAUCACUGUACCUCAUCCACCAAAACCUCUUUGUUGGAUUUGUAGACUAGCAAGUGUUUAACCACACGUUCACGCCACAUUUCAACCUAGCUAUGUUGAGAUCUCCUAAUGACAUUUUGUACAUAGAAUUGAUUAGUUUUAUUUUGGCCAUGCCAUGGCCAAAUUCUUCUAAUGCUGCACAUUAACUCACAUGCAAAAUGUCUAAAACACACGCAGUAAAUUGACGUGUAAAUUUGACAUCUUUUCCUGUUUGAGUUCUUUUGUUGUCCUUAAAAACCAGAAAUGUGGUCCGAGAGAAGUGUUUAUGAAGACGUAAGAUGUUUGAUUGCUGCGCCUAAUACUCUGUUUCCUUUAGGUCAAGGUUUAUUUAAAGAAAUGCUAAGCAAAUGAAAGGUCACUGCACAUGAUGUUACAGUACAGGAGGAGGGGAUGUACAUAACAGGGCUGUUUGUGGUGUACACAAAUGAUUUCAUUCUCUAUAACUAUGAGUGAUCUUUUUAUUGGCACAAAAGGAUAAGAAAAUAAAGACUAUUGAUCCGGA